AUGACUCUGGAGGGCCAGGUCUGGCUUGGUCAAGUGGACUCUGGGUGCCAAUGGCAGGUUUCGCAGGUAUGCCAGUUCCCUCUGAAAGUGCAAGGUCUGAUGAAAUCCCGAUUAGGCUCUGGGACACAGAUCUCAUCGUACUAUACUUGGUCCCCAAACCCUGUCGUACCCACUGCCGACGACUCCGACAUCUAUGACGUCCCUUUCAGCUUUGUGCCCAUGCUGUGGGGCUGUACAUCGCAAUCCGAGACCGACGCCUUUCUCGAGCAAUUGGCGGGCAACUUUUCCAAUGUGACCCUUACGCCCUCACGCGACAUUUUGGGGUUCAACGAGCCUGACCAUGCUGGACAAGCUGAAUGCACUCCCUCUCAGGCAGCUCAGGUAUGGGUCGAUGUACUGGAGCCACUCAAAGAGAAGGGGUAUAGGCUCGGGAGUCCGGCUGUGACGGGCGGGGACACCGGGAAGCAAUGGAUGAUCGAUUGGUAUUCUGCUUGCAAUGGUGGCUGUAAUCCAGACUUUACAGCAGUCCAUUGGUACGACCCAGUGGCUCAAGACUUUAUCGAGCACAUCCAGCACUACCAUAACGAAUACGACCUUCCCAUAUGGGUUACCGAAUACGCACCUCAGAACUUUUCGGUCUACAACUCCACGACAGGUCUCUACGAUGACCAAGCGACCUACAUCGAGAUCCAGAGAUUUAUGGACGUCACGACUGCCUAUAUGAAGAGCGUCAGCUGGGUCGAGAGAUGGUUCUGGUUUGGGGCAAUGUACGAUAUGCAAGAUGUCAAUACGCUUGAUACGCUAUUCGACGAGAGUGGGAAAGAGAGCCGCACUGGAGCGCUGAACGAUUUGGGGGUCGAGUUUGCGGGUGCCAACGGAAGCGUCGUGUCGUCAUACGAUCAUUCUGGUUCGGAUGGAACACUGGCCAUAGAGUGGAAUAGAGUGCUGGUGUUGUGGGUAGCGGUUAAUACAGGGCUGUCCUGCCUAUUGUAG
Molecule: messenger RNA, 993 nt
Organism: Cryptococcus wingfieldii CBS 7118
Lineage: Eukaryota; Fungi; Basidiomycota; Tremellomycetes; Tremellales; Cryptococcaceae
Exons: 4
Coding region: 1-993 (330 amino acids)
Biological process (GO): fungal-type cell wall polysaccharide metabolic process
Cellular component (GO): fungal-type cell wall
Source: RefSeq, a predicted model, not a curated record